Entamoeba nuttalli P19 is the source of this 2118-nucleotide messenger RNA. RefSeq lists its product as hypothetical. Lineage: Eukaryota; Evosea; Mastigamoebida; Endamoebidae. The transcript has a single exon. Bases 1 to 2118 code for a protein of 705 amino acids. The record is from RefSeq and is a predicted model, not a curated record.
AUGCAAAUUGAACUUAACAUAUUUUGUGCUAAAAAUGUAGAAAUUGGAGAUGUUUAUACAUCAGAUCCAUAUGUAGUAUUUACCUCUGAAGGUAAAAAAUUAAAAACACAAAUUAUUGAUUGUACACUUGAUCCAAUUUGGAAUAAGAAAUUUGAUGUUAAAUAUAACAUCGGAGAGGUUGUAGUAUUUGAGGUAUUUGAUCAUGAUACAGUUGGGAGUGAUGAUCCACUUGGAAAAGCAGAAUGGAAAGUACCAGCAAUGAAUAAUGGAGAAACUACUUAUCACAUUCUAAAAAUAGAUGUAAAAGGAUAUUUAUAUAUCAUUGCAAAAUGUAUUUCUGGAGGUUGUCAAAUUACUAGACAAAUGAUCGAUCCAAAUGCUAAAAUGUUAUUGGAAUUAAAAUUCAAUAAACUCUAUGGAUUACUUGAUAGUUUUUAUAAAAUAUCAAAGAAAGUCUCUUCUAAAGGAUAUCAGUUUACUGUUAGUGUUAAGAGUAAUUCUACUGACAUUCAAACACUAGUUCCAAUAACUCCUAGUGGUAAAACUGAUUGUACAAAUACAUUACUUAAUCAAAUUCUUUAUGUCGAAACUACUGUUGGUGAUCAAAUUCAGUUUGAAGUAUUUGCUAAACCAAGUAGAGAUAAAUCAUAUUCAUUAGGAACAACUACUUUUGAAGUUCCAGAUUUAUUUGAGACUGAGUCAAUUGAAUAUCUUGCUCCAAUAUUACCAUCAGGAGUAAUUGAUGUAAAUAUUACUUGUUUAAGAAGUAUUUAUUGGAAUUUAAAUAAUAGUUUAAUUCCUAAAAAUGUUAGUUAUCAAGGAAAAUAUCUGUUAACUAUCCUUUCUGCUUCUGAUUUAUCAUUAAUGAGUCAAAAAAAAUUUUAUCCAUAUUGUAGUUUUACUCUUAAUGAUUCUGUUUAUUCUACUUAUUAUCUUGACUGUCCAAAGGAAACUGUCAUUUUUAAUCAAUCUUAUCUUAUCACUUAUCAAGAAGGUGCUUUUUGUGACCUUGAAAUUUUAAAUAAAAACCCUGCAUUAUUCUCUCGUGAAGGGGCAAUAGUUGGAAAAGGAAAAUUUAAGUUAUCAAAUGUUGAAAUAAAAUCAACUCUAAAUAUUAGUUUAGAUGAUGGUGGAAGAGUUAGUAUCCUUCUCCAACGUUUGAGAAGUAUAAAUCCAGACUACUAUAAUAUCCCUGUUGGUAUAGAACAAAUUCCUUUACAACCUUGUAUAAAUACUCCCCCACCUCAAUACAUUGAACAACCUGUUGGUAAUGUUCCAAUUCAAUCUGAAAGUGAUGGGUUUGAAAUUCCUUCAAUUGAAGGAAUUUCUCUCGAAGUAGAAGAUCCUUCUAAUCCUUCAAAACCUAAAAAGAACGUUUAUUUAGAAACACCAAAGUCAAAGUACCAACUAAAUUAUAAAUGUGGUUAUAUCCCACUUACCCAUCAACAAGGAUAUGUCGUGGGUAUGGAACCAAUGAAAUAUAAAGACUUUGCUGGUUUACAACCAAGUCCUCAACAAUUAGCUCAAUUAAAAGCUCAACAAGAAAGUAAUAACCAAAACAUAUCAAACUUUCCUGGUCAAAUGCCUCUUUCAACAGGACAACAACUCCCACCUCAAAUACCUUCGCAACCAUUACCUCAAGAAAUUGGUUAUAAUCCAUUACCAUCUACUGGCCCAUUACGUACAUGUCAAAUGAUAAAUAAUCAACAACCACCACCCUCAGGUAUUGAUCAAACAGUUCCACCUGUACCUAAAAGAAAUUAUGAACAACAACAGAUUCCACAAAACUUUGAAUCUGCACAACCUCCAUUUUCUUCUCAAAUACCUUACCAAGUAAGUCAACAAACAAAUGAAACAUAUAGCCAACCACCUCAACUCCCUGUAAGAAACCAACCACCUCAACUUCCACCAAGAAGUCAACAACAACCAAAUUAUGGAGUUAAUCCUCAAAUGCAACAACCUCAAUACAUCCCACCAAAUGGAUAUAUACCAAACCAACCAGGAUAUACUCCUUAUCAGCAAGUACCAAGAGGCCAAUACAAUAAUCCAAUGAACCCACCUCCACAACAAUAUGGGUAUGCGCCGCAACAAGGAAUGAAUCAACCGUAUUAUCAUUAA